Messenger RNA from Fraxinus pennsylvanica, 1281 nucleotides. NCBI's taxonomy places the organism in Eukaryota, Viridiplantae, Streptophyta, Magnoliopsida, Lamiales, Oleaceae. The record is from the annotation of a GenBank genome assembly.
AUGAAGGUAAAGAUUGUGAGCAGGAAGUUGAUCAAACCAGGCACUCCAACUCCUCAAAAUCUGCGCACCUACAAGAUUUCAAGCAUGGAUGAGCUUAAUCCAACUAUGUAUGUCAUUGGCAUUCUCUACUAUUCAUCCAGUCCCAAUAUCGGACACUUGGAAAACUCACUGGCCCAAAUCUUGCCCCAGUUUUACCCUUUUGCUGGAAGAUACAUCAAAGAGGAUCACUUAGUCAAUUGUAGCGAUCAAGGUGCCGAAUUCGUAGAAGCUGAAGUCGACUGUGAUCUACUUGAAAUUACAGGUUCCGGAGCUGAACGUGGUGAGCUAAAUGAUCUCCUUCCACUCGAAGUUGGUGCAGCUGAUCAAUUGACAGAUCCCAUUUUAUCAGUUCAAAUAACCAAGUUUGAAUGUGGUGGGACGGCCAUUGGAACAUGCAUUUCACAUAGAUUAAUUGAUGCUUGUUCACUUGGCACGUUCUUAUCUGCUUGGUCAAAGGCCAGCCUAGGAGACAAAGGUGAACCUAUUAUCCCAAAUUUUGAUUUCCCAUUAUAUUUUCCGGCUGAAAAUUUAGGUAUCCUUGAUUUUGGUAUCGAAAGAACUAGGGAUACUAAACAUGUCUCGAAAAAGAUUUUGUUUGAUAAGAAGGCUAUAGCAACUCUAAGAGACGGGGUGAGCCAUUUGUUCAAAAACAAUGAACGUCCAGCCUCAAGGGUGCUCGUCGUCACUGCCUUUUUAAUGGAGGCUCUUUUACGGUCUGAUCGAGCAAAACAUGGGCAACCUCGGCCUUUCAUUAUGGCGCAAGCAGUUAACAUUCGAGAAAGAACCAUUCCACCUCUGUCCAAAUAUUCUAUUGGAAACUUAGUGUCGCUGGCAACGCUGGAUUACAGUGCAGAUGAAAGCAAGAGCAUGGACUACGAACGCUUCGUAACUCUACUGGCUGAUUCUGUGAAGAAAGCCGUUUCCGACUGUACCAAGAUAUUCUCUAAUCGUGAGGAUGGACACAAGAUCAUGGUCGAUUUUAUGGUAAGUACAAGUGAAAAAACACUUGAUAGUAGCAUAAACGGCAUAUGGUUUACUGAUUGGUCUAAGUUCAGCUUUUAUGAAGCUGAUUUCGGUUUUGGAAAACCUAUUUGGACAAGCACUGCAAAUAUUCCGAUAAAAAACCAUGUCACACUGUUGAAUACCAAAGAGAACGAUGGAAUUGAAGCAUGGGUGAAUUUGCAUGAGGAAGACAUGGUUUAUUUCGAACGAGAUGAGGAAAUCAUGAAGUUAACCACUUAG